Paramecium octaurelia is the source of this 3819-nucleotide messenger RNA. The record is from the annotation of a GenBank genome assembly. Lineage: Eukaryota; Ciliophora; Oligohymenophorea; Peniculida; Parameciidae.
AUGGAAAAAUUUUUGAUAUUUCUAGGGUGUCUUUUUUAUUAAAUAGAAUCAAUAACGACAAAAUGUGAAGAGAUUAAUUAGCAACCUUGGAUCAAUUGUUAUUAAUACAUUUAAAAUUGUUUGAGUUUACAAGGAGAUGAAGAAGAUUAUUCAAUGGUUCAAAAUAUUGAUCAUGAUGUUCUGCAAAAGUCCUUCUUAAUUCCUUACAAAAAAGAACCUAUUUUAACAAGAAUUAUAAAUAAUUUGGAUAACUAGAAAAUACAAGAAAAGUUCAUUUGUUCAUUAUUUCUUGAUUAUGAAUAUUAUAUCUCUUGUAUCAACUUUGACUUAGUUUUUUAUGAGGAAUUAGAUAAUUACAGAGAAGAACGGAAAUUUCAAACUAAAAUUUCAUCUCAAGAAAAUUGUUUUGAAAUGUUUGAAUCUAACAAUGGAAGUUUUAGAAUAUUUUGUCUUGGUUCAUUUACUCUAAAAUAAUAUUAAGUAAAUUUAUAAGGGAUUACAACUAUAAUUUAGGAACAUGAUGCUUCAGAUCAAAUAUCAGAUUUUUGUAAAAUAAAAUAAAAGGCAUGGAAUGAAAAUUAUUUAAUUUUAGUUUUUUAUCGGUGUUCUAAAUGGAAAGUCUUGAUGAUUCGAAACUAAGAUGUUAAAAUCAUAUUAGCUGCUUAAAUGGAAAACAAGGAAACCUAACUUUAAAGUUACUCCUUUAUUUAAGACGUUUCUUUUUGUGAAUUUCACGAAGUUUAUUAGAUUUUUUAUUUAGUAGAAAAUUUUGGGUAUUUAAAGUGUCAAAUUUAUGGUAAUUAAAGCACCUUAGAAUUUUUCUCAUUUAAAAAUCUUAAGCGAUUAUAACAAGUAUUACUUUAAAAGAGAUGUUAAAAUAUGAUUUUCAUCGAUUAAUUAGAAGAUAAUAGAACAAGAAUAUUUGGGUCUUAAAGUUUUGUUGGUAUUACUUUAGACUAAAAAUUUGAUAUUGACAAUAUUCACUAUAAAUCCGAUCUUAUCUUCUUACAGAACUAAUUUGAAUUAAAAAUUUUAAUUGAUACUUAGAUAAACCAAACAUAUCAGAUUUCCAACACAUCUUUACAUUUCUUUUAAUUUAAUAACUUCUUCUGCUAAUUUGAUAUAGAUAUUCAAGGUUUAUAAUUUUACAAAAUUAACCCAAUAAGUCCGUUCAUCAAGCCCAAAAAGUAGUAUAUAUUUUUUAUUUUAAAGGAUGAUUUAUUUAGACAAAGAGCUUUAAUAAAGUGUUAUAAAAUGAUAAAUUAAACAAUUGCUUUGAACUAAAAUUAACAUUUAGUUUAUAAGCUUAUAUUGCGAAAUGCUUGUUCAAAUAAUUUAUAAACAAGCUUGUCUACAAAGAGUUUCAAAGUUAUCUAAGAUCUUUCAUUUAAUUUAAAUAGUAAUGAAGGUAGUAUUAAAGUGAGUAUCAAAAAUAAUCAAGAAAUUUAAGAAUCUUGUUUUUAGAGGCUUUAUUAAGUUUACUUACAAGGAGACAUUGAGUUUAUUUCAAUGAAGUUGCCUCGCUAUAUAAGUUGUUAAAACAAAACAAAAAUGAUUAUUUAUGAUUGUUAAUAUAAUCAACUGAUUAUUUAACUAAACAGAGAUGAAUUUGAUGUACUAGAAUCGAAUGAAAACAUUUAUAUCUUUAACAAAACUUAAAAUCAUUUGCUAAGAGUAAUAAAAUUUCAUAAUAAUUCUAUAAAACAAUUUAAUUUGAAGUUUGAUGAUGUAAUAAUAGAGGCUUAGAAAAUUGCUUAAAACAUUUUUAUUUAUUUAAAAAAUUCUGAUUUGCCUCUUUUGAUAUUACAGAAUUUUGAAAUUAAUGGACACAACUAGUAUCUCAUAAAAUCUCUUUAUUAGAAUGAAUCUAUUUUUUUUUAUACUGAAACGAAUUUAUAUAAAGUUAUUCAAUAUCCAAAUCUUUUGGUUAUUGAAAAUUAAGGAAGCAUAAAAUGCUUUAAAUAUUUGGAAGGAGAAAUUAUUUUUAUUUCAUAAUUGCCAAAUGUUAAAGAUUGCUUGUUGUUCUUGACAGUCUAGUAUCACAGCAGAUCUUUAAUCCUAUCUUAGUUUAAUGAUUUUGAAAUACACCAUUUAUCAAAUUACAGUUUGUUGGACUAUUAAUUUUCAAAUCCACUUAGGUACGAAAGUAAAUUACAAAGGCUAGCUAUUUUAAUUAAAUAAAAUAAUUCGCUAUUUAUAGCUAUUCUAGAAUUUGAUUACACUUCAUUAAACAUGCGUGAGAUUAUUUCAACUGAUAAUCCAUUUUUUAAAUUGACUUCUUCUAAUCUAUUGUAUUCCAGCAAUAAAAAAUGGAGAUAUUUAUACUUUGAGCUUAUUUUUGUCGAUGUGUCAACAUAAACACCUUUCUAAGAUAAGUUAUCAUCAAACUAUUAGAUGUACUUAAAUCCAAUGUAGGGAGAAGAUGGAGGAAUUGAAGUAGCUCUUAGUAUUCAAAAUGCUUGCUAUGAGUUAUAAUCUCUUUAGAAUUUAUCGAUUAUUUAAAUUUAAAAGUAUCAAAUUAUUAGUUUAAAUAUUUCUGAUUUUUUCAAAGGACCUAUCAGUAGUUUGGAACUUUUCAACAAUUCAAACAUUAAAUUGAAUGGACCUUUUCAAUACACAAAGAAACUCAAAGAAUGUAAUCAAAUGUUCAAAUUCUGCAUUAAAAAAUAUCACUUUUAAUUUUUGCAAUAUCUUUCUUAAUUUAAAAUUGCCUUUUUGGAGAAUGAAAAGUUCGGAAUUAGUGAUUCAUUUUUAAAUAACGAAAUAAUAAGGAUAUUUUGGAUAAGAGAUAACUAUUUUCUUAGUAUUGCUCAUUUAGGAAACAAACUCUAUAUUUCGCUUAUUUAAUGUUCUGAAAAGGAGGAUGAAAUUUGUAAAUUAACAACAAAUGUAAAUGAGACUUUACAAAUAACACAAGUUGAAUAAUUAAAUAUUAUGAGAACUGGAAAUUUAAUUCAACUCUAUGCUUACACUUUUUUAUACAUUUAGGAUAUCAAUUUUGCAAUGGUGGAAAUUGAAUAAAUGAAUUUCGAUUUUUCAUAUAUUGAACAAUCAUAAGAUUAUUAUAUAUUUUUUGCGAGGAGUAAAAUAAACUAAAAUGAUUUAGAAAUUAAAAUUUACUAAAUCUAAUUAAAUCAGAAAAUUCUAAUCUAUUCGUCGAUUGUUGCAACUGAAUUUGAAACUGAAUUUACUACUAAAACAGAAAAUGCCUAUAAUUAUGAAUCUAAAAUUAAAUUAGGCCCAAGUAAAUAGAUUGGAGAUGAAAUUAUUGUUAAAUUUUUAGUUUUUAAUAAAAACGAAAAUUUAUCCUAUUUAUUUUUGUUAGAAAUACAAUUAAAAUAGAAAAUAGUGCAAUUCUAGUUUUAAAAUUAUAUAAGAAAUUUUAUCCCAACUGUCCCUCUUUAGUCGAACUUCAUUGUUGACUAUUUGGAUGAUGAUAUUUUAAUACUAAAAUAAGAUUUAGGUGAAUAAAUUAAGAUCUAUGAUCUCAGACAUCAGAGAGAAUUUUAUGAUUAUUUUCAUUAAUCAAAUAAUACAAUAUAAAUCCAAAGAAUUAAUACUACACAUUACAUUUUCGACACUCACGAUGGGAUAUCCUUAGGAACUAUUGGAUACGAAAUUCAAAUUGAAUAUUGGGGUGAAAGUAUAUACUAUUUUGACAUAUUUGCUUAAAAUGAAAUAUCAAAAAAUAAAGUUUCCUUUUAGAUACAUAUGCAAUAAAAUCAAAAUUAUUAAGUAAAUAUUAUGUUAAUUUAAUUAAUAUGUCUUUUUUUCCUAAUGUUUUAUCUUAAAAAUAAGAGAAGCAGGACUAGAAAAUGA